CAAACAAUGUGGUUGUCCGCUGUCCAUAAGAGAUGUCUGCACACCUCACUACGUCUCUUGAAGAAGAGCCCCAAAACACUGAAAGGCAGAACUACGACAGCGCAGCACUGGCUCUUUCGGCAGCUGAACGAUCCUUUUGUAAAGGCUUCUCAUGACCUUAAUUACCGGUGCCGAAGUGCCUUCAAGCUGUUGGAGAUAGACGACAGAUUUGACAUUUUGAGACCGGGAUACAGCGUUGUUGAUUGUGGCGCUGCGCCGGGUGCUUGGAGUCAAGUAGCUGUUGAGAGGGUCAAUUCAAACGGGAAAAAUACGGAUUUGCCAUGUGGUACAGUUAUUGGGAUCGAUCUCCUCAACAUAGCAUCUCUGGACGGGGCCCACUUUUUGUCCAGUCAUGACAUUACUGACCCUGUUACACAUGCCAGGAUACUGGAACUUCUCCCCAACAAACAAGCUCAUGUCAUCCUGAGUGACAUGGCACCCAAUGCCAGUGGCUUUAAAGAGAUGGACCAUGAGAAGCUCAUCACUAUGUGUUUCACUUUGCUAGACCUGGCUGAGAGGGUUUUACAGCCAGAGGGCACUCUGGUCUGUAAAUACUGGGAUGGCAUUUUCGCUCCUAAACUCCAGGAGAAGCUGUCCGAUGUUUUCAGCGGUGUUAGGGUAUUAAAGCCAAAAGCCUGCAGGAAGGAUUCAGCUGAGCUUUUUUUCCUUGCUAGAAUGUACAAAAAGCCGGCGAAAUGAUUGUUUUCAUCCAGGUUAUUUUUUCUUCUUCUUAUGUUUAUCUCCUGGUUCUAAUCAAACUGCAUUCUAAAUUAUUUGUUAAAGUGUGUGACAGCUGUUGUACCUUGCAUUUAGAUGUCCUUGUGAAAUUCACAGGACAAUCAAAUAUGUUGUUGAUCAGCACUGGUGAAUAGAAUGAACAUGAAUGGAAGACAGGGCCCUUGGUAAAACAUGCACCAGAAGAUGGCACUCUUGAAGUAACAUAAAGGCUUAGCUGUGAUAGCCCAGCUACACCAACUCAACUGGUUCACUGCACAGAUUGACUUUAUCCAUACAAACAGUAAGAAUCAACAGUAAAAAAAAAAAAUCCCAUCAAUAAAAUUUGUAAACCUACGCCAAACUCUCCAGGGUGGCGUCCCUUAAUAGCCUCACCCUGUGUUUUCUCUCAAGUUAUUGUUUGCUGAGUAUUUGCUCCUCAAAGUCAGUGUGGAAUUUGUUUUGUAGCAGAAAGUCAUUUGCCAGUGGUGCUUAUGCCAAUAAUUUGCACUGCUAGCCAUGUAGAAAUAUGAAAUCAUCCUCUCAUUAUGAGUUUUUAAAGGAAAAACAGCAUGAUAAAUGAAAGAGGGUGCUAGUGAAGCUCAGAGCACAACAAACAUGGCCGGGCUCUGUCACAGCAUAACAAUGUCCUUUUCAUGUUAUGUGAUCUCAGACCGGCUACCAUCACGGAUUCUUCUUUAAAUUAGUCUUUCAUAUCUAAAUCCAGUGAGUUGGUUACUGGGGAGCUACCUUUUGUGUCAUUAAAAGUUCUAAUUUUUCCUCUUACCCAAUUCUGCACAGUGUUUUGAAACCAUUUUUUUUAAGGCUUGAUUGGCUGAUUCUCUGUCGGUACCAUUUUUUCCCUUUUUUUUUAAAAGCCACAUUUUUGUCAUUGUACAGUUGUUUGGUUACAAUGAGAUUUGUCUUCUGCUUUUAACCCAUCCUAUUGUAUAGGAGCAGUGUUAUGAGAUUAAAUGGGAAAGUUGUCAUUGCCUCAUAACUGGAGUGACAUGAUGAUGAUUAUUUCAAAAUAAAGUGGUACA
Messenger RNA from Lampris incognitus (smalleye Pacific opah), 1796 nucleotides. RefSeq names its product mitochondrial rRNA methyltransferase 2 (gene mrm2). The transcript has 2 exons. Gene Ontology annotation, molecular function: rRNA (uridine-2'-O-ribose)-methyltransferase activity. The record is from RefSeq and is a predicted model, not a curated record. Gene Ontology annotation, cellular component: mitochondrion. The coding region runs from base 7 to 738 and encodes 243 amino acids. Gene Ontology annotation, biological process: RNA methylation. NCBI's taxonomy places the organism in Eukaryota, Metazoa, Chordata, Actinopteri, Lampriformes, Lampridae.